AUGGCUGUCACGUUGCCGGCUGUCGUGGAGGAACUCCUGAGUGAGAUGGCCGCGGCAGUACGGGAGAGCGCGCGAAUUCCUGAUGACCAUCUAUUAUCGCUCAAGUUUAUCUUUGGCUCAUCAGCCAUCCAGGCCUUGGAUCUAGUUGAUCGACAGUCCAUCACCUUAGUCUCUUCUCCCAGUGGGAGGCGUGUGUACCAGGUACUUGGAAGUUCUGGUAAAACAUACAUAUGUUUGGCCUCUUGUCAUUACUGUUCUUGUCCUGCAUUUGCCUUCUCAGUACUACGGAAAAGUGACAGCCUACUGUGUAAGCAUCUCUUGGCAGUUUAUCUUAGUCAGAUAAUGGGGACCUGCCAGCAGCUAAGCAUCUCUGACAAGCAGUUGACUGAAAUAUUAUUGACUGAGGAGGAACAAGACCAUCAGUAUGGUAUGGUGAUUAGUUUCUGGGGUCUUAAAAGCUUGCUAGUGGCCAUCUAA
Orycteropus afer afer is the source of this 477-nucleotide messenger RNA. RefSeq names its product zinc finger SWIM-type containing 7 (gene ZSWIM7). The transcript has 6 exons. Gene Ontology annotation, biological process: double-strand break repair via homologous recombination. NCBI's taxonomy places the organism in Eukaryota, Metazoa, Chordata, Mammalia, Tubulidentata, Orycteropodidae. Gene Ontology annotation, molecular function: zinc ion binding. The record is from RefSeq and is a predicted model, not a curated record. Bases 1 to 477 code for a protein of 158 amino acids. Gene Ontology annotation, cellular component: Shu complex.